CAUAUACAGACGCGGGAGAAACACAAAUUUGUUCAACUUUGGUCCUCUGGCCGUAUAAAUAUCUGCGUCUUUUUGCUCCUCUCUGCUUCUCUGCUCCUCUUUACACUCUUUCUCCCUGCCGUUUCUCGUGUGCUUGAACAGCGCAAAUGGAUUCUCCGUCGUCCGUUUUGUCAUCCGACGACGCCACAGCCGUGAAAUGUUCCAUCUGCAUGGAGGGCGUCUCUGACAACUGUGGCCGCACUAUCGUCAAGCUUCAGUGCUCUCACUUGUUUCACCUCGAUUGCAUUGGUUCUGCAUUCAAUGUAAAGGGUAUCAUGGAAUGCCCUAAUUGUCGCGAAAUUGAGAAUGGCAAAUGGAGGUACUAUGUAUCUCGUAGCCCUGACCGUGAGCCCGACCUAUCUGAGGACGAGAUGGAUUAUGAGGACAGUCCUAUAGAGUUCCUUGACAUGGUAAAAGGGCUACAGGGAACUAUGCUACGCCGUUUCCAUCACGGUGAAUGGGAAAUGGGAUGGUUAUCGCCUACCCGUCACAGCUCAGAACCACAUUUUGAAGCGGGUUUGCUUGACCCUUAUUCGGUCUUUUCUGGUAAUCCUUAUACCUACAAUCAAUGGACUGGCCUUCCGGUACCCAGCGAGGUAUUUCCUUCGAAUCCUUCCAGGAUUGACUGGAGACCCGAACCUUUAAUUUGUGAUAGCUGUACCAAUUUGCUUUCAACCGGUGACUAUACUGGUGGUGCUAAUUGGUCUUUGUAUCCAUCGGCAACCUUGAGUUCCGGGAUUGAUUAUAUUGGCAUGCCAAAUGCACCAUUUGUUCCUCUAGUUGUUGAGGGCGGUUAUGAAUCCCCAUUUGGUUUCGGUUAUCAAAGAAGCAAUGAUCCCCUUCAUUCCAACUUCCGGCAGCAGCUGCCAACCAAUUUCCCUUCACAAGUGGCGCACGCUUCCAUGGGAAGAUCAAAUGACUUGAUGCACUGGCUUUGGAAAGGGCAGACAACACCUUCACUUGGACAGACUGCAGACUCCAUUCCAUUUUCUGUGAACAUGAACUCUAGCCUGUCAUCAGCAACCAACGAUCAUCGCCAUGUCCAGGAAGGAAAUGGGGUCCAACCUCAACGACUGUUUCCAGAAGCCGCCGGUUCUUUAACUUCUUUUUUCCCCGACGUGAAUCAGUAAGCCGGUGCCAGAGCAGAAAAUGGCUUUGUUGCUACCCCUUCAAUAACUAAGCAACUGCAUCGUUUGUUUCUAUGGGAAGCAUAAACUUUCUAUUUAUUAUAAAGUUGUUAUUUCAUGCUUGUUUUAUGCAAGCAACCGAAGCAAAAACCAAUAAAGUAGGGUUUGCUCCGAA
Malus domestica (apple) is the source of this 1341-nucleotide messenger RNA. Lineage: Eukaryota; Viridiplantae; Streptophyta; Magnoliopsida; Rosales; Rosaceae. The record is from RefSeq and is a predicted model, not a curated record.